This is a messenger RNA of Penicillium subrubescens, 204 nucleotides long. RefSeq lists its product as uncharacterized. The record is from RefSeq and is a predicted model, not a curated record. Lineage: Eukaryota; Fungi; Ascomycota; Eurotiomycetes; Eurotiales; Aspergillaceae. The transcript has a single exon. Bases 1 to 204 code for a protein of 67 amino acids.
AUGCUCCUGCAGGCCUUGAACAGCUAUGGUACCUUGGGCAAUGAUGGUCCCCGUGUCACUAUGAAGCGGAAGGCUCUCCAAAUUUCGUACCCAAAGUACAAGCAGACACCAGAGACCCAUUUUGCGUGGUUGGCAGAUGCCGCGAGAGAGAUGCUCAAUCCUAGCAAUCUCCGACGACUGGUAGAUUUUGUUCACUCUGAGUAG